AUGAGUGGACCUUACGCAGGCAGGGCUGAUGAAGCUGGCAACGUGAAUCCUCAAAUCUUCGACGAAGAAGCAGAAGAAUCAAAAGGAGAGAUGGCUCGCCUUACAUCCUUUGUUGGAGCCAUUGCCAUUUCUGAGCUUGUCAAAACCACUCUAGGUCCCAAAGGUAUGGACAAAAUCCUUAAGAGCGCUGAUCCAAACGAACAGAAAAUCACAGUUACAAACGACGGUGCCACGAUUCUUAAAUCAAUCUAUGUAGAUAAUGCAGCUGCAAAAAUUUUAAUUAGGUGUUAAAUUAAUUUAUUUAAAUUUUUUUUAAUAAAUUAUAAAAAAAAAAUUAUCACCCUUUUAAUUGACAUUUCGAAAACCCAAGAUGAAGAAGUCGGGGAUGGGACAACAACAGUCGCUGUGCUUGGAGGAGAAUUAUUAAGAGAAGCAGAACAGCUUAUAAUUGCAAAAAUCCACCCUCAAAUUAUCAUUCAAGGAUGGAGACUUGCAAAAGAUGCCGCAAGAAAAACCCUUCUAUCCAUUGCAAGUGACCAUUCUCAAGAUACCGCAGUUUUCAGAAGAGACUUAGAAAGCAUUGCUGGAACCACCCUGAGCUCAAAAUUACUUGUCCAAGAAAAGGAGCAUUUUGUCAAUCUUGCUGUAGAUGCAGUAUUAAGACUCAGAGGAAGCGACGAUCUAAAGCUUAUACAAAUUAUUAAAAAGGCAGGAGGAAAUUUAAGGGACUCUUUCUUAGCUGAUGGAUUUAUUUUAGAAAAAAAAAUUGCUUCAAAAUCCCCUAAGGUUAAUUUUUUUUUUUAAAACAAUUUUAUAUAAAAAAUAUAGUAAUUGCCCGAGGAUAGCGCCAUCCUCGGGCAAUUCCUAUGCUUUUUUUUUGAAAUUUAAAAAAAAUCCUAAUUCGCAAAAAACUGGAAAGCAAAUAUUAUUUUAUUUUUAAAAUUUUUGUUUUAAAAAGCAAUUCGUUUAAAAUAAACAGAAUUAGCUCUAGAUUUCAUUAUACUAAUUAUCAUUUAUAUACCAAUUUUUUUUUCCAUAAAAAAUUUUUCUAUUAAAAAAAUUUUUGUUCACUCAUAUGGAUGGGUUUUUGGGCAAAAAAUAGCGAUUUUUCUAAUGGUUUUGUUCACUCACGGAGGGGGGAGUAAGGUAAAAAAUCACCCCAAGAAUUCUUGUCGCGAACACUCCUAUGGACUAUGAUAAAAUCAAGAUUUUCGGGUCUAAGGUAAAGGUGGAUUCUAUUGAUAAAAUAGCUGAAAUUGAAGCUGCAGAAAGGGAAAAAAUGAAAAGAAAAGUUGAUAAGAUUCUUGCACAUAAGCCAAGCAUAUUUAUUAACAGACAACUUAUAUAUGACUAUCCUGAAUCUUUGAUGGCUGAACAAGGAGUUAUGGUGAUUGAACAUGCUGAUUUUGAUGGGUGAAGGCUCAAUGAUCGUGUAAUUUUAAUAGUAUAUAUUUCGUCAUAGAAAAAUUUGGCCGAAAUUUUUUUAGUUAAAUGUAAAAAUUCUUCGAACAAAAUUUCCCCUAUUAUUAAAAAUACAUGGUCAUUUGGCAUGGAGCCGAUUUUGAUGGGGUUGAAAGACUAUCAUCUGUCUUAGGAGCUGAUAUUUUAUUAUUUAUUAAUAUAAAUAAGCCAAAGCUAUGAUAGUUAAAGCUUAUUUUGCACAUUAAUAGAGAAAUAAUUUUUCUUUAAUAUCAGAACAUUUUUAUUAAAUCAGUUUAUCUACCUUUGACUCACCAGAAACUGCAAAGCUUGGGACUUGUGAAUUACUUAAAUUAAAUUGUUGCAUUGUAUAAUGUUGCAAAAGAUUUCUACUUCUGCAAGCUCAUCAGCUCUUUAGGAACUGCCGGCUUAAAUCCAAAGCUUCAUUAUAUCUAAUUUGCUCCCGGACAUCAGCUAGCUAUGGGCCUGGAGCUUGGGAUGUAACUCUUAGUUUCACAAUGAUCCUGCUGUCUUCAGGGUCCUUAUUUCGAGCAGGAAUGGGACCUAAUCCUAGAGACGAUGGUUGACUGAGCUCUUUCCAAUCCUAUGUACUGAGAAAAAAUCCUAAGUAUCAUACAUUAUGGCAUGAGAAAAACUUCUAUACGAGUACAUUAAGGAUGCUGUAGCUGUUUAUCGACUUGGUUCCUCCUCUUGGCAUUGCCUGAGGUAUUGAGGAAAUUACGACAAGAUGUGGAAGGUCGCAUCCGCCUUAAUAAUGCACAUGGAACUUGCGAAUUAGUUGAUGAAAUCAUGAUAGGAGAAGACAAAGUCAUCAGAUUCCAAGGCUGCCAUGAAGGUAGAGCCAGCACCAUUGUGCUAAGAGGAGCUUCUACUCACAUCUUAGACGAGGCUGAACGCAGUCUUCAUGACGCUCUCUGUGUGCUUGUUCAAACCAUCAAAAAUUCCAAAGUUGUAUACGGAGGCGGAAAUACUGAAGUCACAAUGGCUGAGGCGACAGACGAGCUAGCAAGAACUAUUCCAGGCAAAAAGUCCUUACUUCUUCUUCCUUCAUGAGAGAACAAAACCAUUGGAAAAUCCAUAUUAUUUGGCCAAACCCUCUGUGAGUGGAAAAAAAAUUUUAAAUUUAUAUGAAAAAAUAUAUGCAAGUGAUAAUUAUUAUUGAAAUCUCUUUCUAAAUCUGCCAAAUUUUAAAACAAAUUAAAUUACUUUUUGGUUCCAAAUUGAGAUUCAAAAAAAAAAUUUAAAUAAAAUUUUUAAAAAAAAAUUAACCCCUCAUAGAGGAGAGGGAGUUAGCAAUUGAAGCCUAUGGCCGCGCCUUACGAAAACUCCCAAUGAUUGUGGCUGACAAUGGUGGUCUUGACAGUGCAGAAAUUAUUUCUCAAUUGAGAGCAGAAAUACACAAUGGAAACACAAGAGCAGGAAUUGACAUAAAUAAAGGAUGUGUCGGAGAUAUGGAAGAGCUCGGCAUAAAAGAGUGCUUGAGGGUUAAAGAACAAGCAUUACUUGCAGCUUCAGAAGCAGCUGAAAUGAUUUUAAGAGUUGAUGAGAUUGUAAAAGCAGCUCCAAGGAGAAGAGAAGGAUAUUAA
Molecule: messenger RNA, 3026 nt
Organism: Blepharisma stoltei
Lineage: Eukaryota; Ciliophora; Heterotrichea; Heterotrichida; Blepharismidae
Source: the annotation of a GenBank genome assembly